Closterium sp. NIES-65 is the source of this 816-nucleotide messenger RNA. The record is from the annotation of a GenBank genome assembly. Lineage: Eukaryota; Viridiplantae; Streptophyta; Zygnematophyceae; Desmidiales; Closteriaceae.
AUGUACAACGACCACCACUUCCACUACGGCUACUUCAUCUAUGCCGCUGCCACCGUCGCCAAGUUUGAUUCCGCGUGGCGCGACCAGCUGCGGCACUUUGACGCGUACGCGCUGCACUCGUGGGCCAGCGGGCUGUUUGAAUUCGUCGACGGGCGCAACCAGGAGAGCUUUUGCGAGGCGGCCAACGCGUACUACGCGGCGGCGCUGCUGGCGUCCGUGCUGGGUAACCAGCCGCUCGCCACGCUGGGCGCCACGCUGGCCGCCGUGGAGGCCCUCGCCGGCCAGACCCUCAUGCACAUGCCGCUGGCCUCGUCUUAUCCGCAUCCCUCCCUCUCACCUGGCUACAAUGUGUUCGCCCCGCCUGCGGACAUGGAGAAGCGCGUGGGCAUCCAGGUGCUGCCCGUCUCGCCCUUCCUCACCCACCUCUUCCCGGACCACGAGUUUGCCAAGCAGCUCGUGGAGUGGGCGCAACCCGUGCUGACUCGCGCCACCACGCACGAGUGGCGCAACUUCGCGUGGGCGCUGCAGGCGUUGUACGACCCGCAGGGGGCCAGGACGAACAUUGCUGCUCUAACGGCGUUUGAUGAUGGCAACUCCAAGACCAAUAUGCUCUGGCUCGGGCUGCACCUCUCCAUGCCUUCCACAUUACGUGCACCACAACUGCCUUGCCUACCACUUUCAACACCUUCCCCAUGCCCCACGUGUUGCUCUCUUUCCCCUUCUCUCCAACCUUCAUUCCCUCUUUCCCCCACCUCUCCUCCUCGAUGGCGGAUGGCUAUUGGUGGCAACAAAGAGGCGCUGCAAUCACUGCAAUAG